This is a messenger RNA of Hibiscus syriacus, 2937 nucleotides long. Its product is annotated as putative transcription elongation factor SPT5 homolog 1. Gene Ontology annotation, biological process: transcription elongation by RNA polymerase II; regulation of DNA-templated transcription elongation; regulation of transcription by RNA polymerase II. Gene Ontology annotation, molecular function: structural constituent of ribosome; mRNA binding. The transcript is spliced from 23 exons. The annotation marks the transcript as partial. Gene Ontology annotation, cellular component: DSIF complex; ribosome. Lineage: Eukaryota; Viridiplantae; Streptophyta; Magnoliopsida; Malvales; Malvaceae. The record is from RefSeq and is a predicted model, not a curated record.
AUUGCAGACUUCAUAGUUGAGACUGGAGGUGAUCUACCAGAUGAAGACGUUGGUAAAAGGAUGCACCGUCGCCCAUUACCACUCCGGGAGGAUGAACAAGAAGAUGUUGAAGCUCUUGAGAGAAGUAUUCAGGCUAGGUAUGCAAGAUCAAGUCAGACAGAAUAUGAUGAGGAGACAACUGAUGUGGAACAGCAAGCACUUUUGCCAUCAGUAAGAGUUCCAAAGCUGUGGAUGGUGAUAUGUGCGAUUGGUGGUGAACGGGAAACCGCGGUUUGCCUCAUGCAGAAAUACAUUGACAAUGGAUCUGAAUUGCAAAUCAGGUCUGUUACUUCCCUUGAUCACCUUAAAAACUAUAUCUAUAUUGAAGCAGACAAGGAAGCCCAUGUGAGAGAGGCUAUCAAAGGUCUGCGUAGUAUAUUUGGAGCAAAGAUUAUGCUUGUUCCAAUAAGAGAAAUGACUGAUGUUUUAUCAGUGGAAAGCAAAGCGAUUGAUCUUUCUAGAGAUACCUGGGUCAGAAUGAAGAUUGGGAAAUACAAGGGUGAUCUCGCUCAAGUAGUUGAUGUGGAUAACGUGCGACAGAGAGUCACUGUGAAAUUGAUCCCUAGGAUCGACUUACAGGCUCUUGCUAAUAAAUUGGAAGGAAGGGAAGUCCCAAAGAAGAAAGCUUUUGUCCCUCCUCGUUUUAUGAAUGUUGAUGAAGCUAGGGAACUUCAUAUUCGUGUGGAGCGCAGACAAGAUUCGAUCACCGGUGCUUACUUUGAGAAUAUUGGUGGUAUGUUGUUUAAAGAUGGGUUCUUGUACAAAACGGUGUCAAUGAGAUCUAUUAGUGCUCAGAACAUAAAACCAACAUUUGAUGAACUUGAAAAGUUUCGGACACCUAGCAAUAAUGGAGAAGGUGAUAUGGCUGGUUUAUCAACUUUGUUUGCGAAAAGAAAGAAAAACCAUUUCAUGAAGGGUGAUGCAGUUAUUGUUGUCAAGGGGGAUCUGAAAAAUUUAAAGGGAUGGGUUGAAAAGGUUGAGGAAGAGAAUGUCCAUAUCAGACCAGAAAUGAAAGGCCUUCCUAAAACUCUUGCUGUUAAUGAAAAAGAGCUAUGUAAGUACUUUGAGCCUGGGAAUCACGUGAAGGUUGUGUCUGGGACGAAGGAAAGUGCAACUGGUAUGGUUGUCAAGGUCGAGCGGCAUGUUCUCAUCAUUUUAUCUGAUACAACCAAAGAACAUAUCCGUGUUUUUGCUGAUGAUGUUGUUGAGAGCUCUGAAGUAACUACUGGUGUUACAAAAAUUGGGGAGUAUGAGCUUCAUGACCUUGUGCUACUAGAUAACAAUAGCUUUGGUGUAAUUAUACGUGUAGAAAGUGAAGCGUUUCAGGUUCUUAAGGGUGUUCCAGAACGACCAGAGGUUUCUCUUGUAAAAUUGAGGGAAAUCAAAUGUAAGCUUGAGAAGAAAUUUAAUGUGCAAGACAGAUAUAGGAAUAUUGUUUCUGUGAAAGACGUGGAUAGGAUCCUUGAGGGUCCUUUUAAAGGAAAACAAGGCCCUGUAGAGCACAUAUACAAAGGAGUCCUGUUUGUGUAUGAUCGACAUCACCUUGAGCAUGCUGGCUUUAUAUGUGCUAAAGCUGAUUCUUCUUGUAUAGUGGGAGGAUCACGUUCCAAUGGUAACAGAAAUGGCGAUUCUUUAUCGAGAUUUGGUAGCUUCAAGGCCCCACCACGUGUACCACCAUCACCAAGGAGAUUUUCUAGGGGAGGGCCUCCGUUUGAUUCUGGUGGGAGACACCGAGGUGGUAGAGGAGGACAUGAUGCUUUGAUUGGUACUACUGUGAAAAUUCGACAGGGCCCUUUUAAGGGUUAUCGUGGACGUGUUGAUAUUAAAGGUCAAUCAGUUCGAGUUGAGUUGGAGUCUCAAAUGAGGGUUGUUACAGUUGACCGCAAUUUUGUAUCUGAUAAUGUAGUUAUUUCAACACCCCACCGGGAUACAUCUCGAUAUGGUAUGGGAAGUGAGACACCUAUGCACCCUUCACGAACUCCUUUACAUCCAUACAUGACUCCUAUGAGAGAUCCCGGAGCUACACCAAUCCAUGAUGGCAUGAGAACACCUAUGCGUGACAGGGCAAGGAAUCCUUAUGCACCAAUGAGUCCGCCCAGGUUUAUUUGUCGAUUCCAUAUAUCUAGUGCAUCAUGGAUGGCAAACGGGUGGGUAUGGGGAUGGGGAGGGGGUAUGCGCACCCGACCCGCCCGUUUGCCAUCCUUAAUUGGGAAGAAGGAAAUCUGCCUCUUGGGAACCAGUCCACAGUAUCAGCCUGGAAGUCCGCCUUCAAGGGCAUAUGAAGCACCUACUCCCGGUUCAGGUUGGGGUAGUACUCCUGGUGGUAAUUACAGUGAGGCUGGAACACCAAGGGAUGGCAGUUCGGCAUAUGCCAAUGCUCCUAGUCCUUAUAUGCCAUCAACUCCCAGUGGGCAACCUAUGACACCAAAAUCGGGAUCCUAUAUUCCAGGUACACCUGGAGGGCAGCUGAUGACACCUGGAACUGUUGGUCUUGAUGUUAUGUCUCCUGUAAUAGGUGCUGACAAUGAAGGACCAUGGUUCAUGCCUGAUAUUUUGGUCAAUGUGCACAAAUCUGGAGAUGAGACUCUUGGAGUUAUCCAAGAGGUGCUUCAGGAUGGGUCAUGUAAGGUGGCCCUUGGAUCACAUGGCAACGGGGAUACCAUAACUGUGAUGGCUAGUGAGAUGGAAAUAGUGCCACCAAGGAAAUCGGACAAGAUCAAAAUCAUGGGUGGCUCACUUCGUGGUGUUACUGGUAAGUUAAUUGGUGUGGAUGGAACGGAUGGGAUUGUAAGGAUUGAUGACAGCCUUGAUGUCAAGAUUUUGGACUUGGUUAUACUAGCCAAAUUGCCCUAGUCAAAAUGCCCUCCCCCCCCCAAAAAAAAAAAGCAGUAAAAAAUG